Molecule: messenger RNA, 2299 nt
Organism: Eriocheir sinensis (Chinese mitten crab)
Lineage: Eukaryota; Metazoa; Arthropoda; Malacostraca; Decapoda; Varunidae
Product: transcription factor SOX-8-like
Exons: 9
Coding region: 643-1911 (422 amino acids)
Biological process (GO): regulation of transcription by RNA polymerase II
Cellular component (GO): nucleus
Molecular function (GO): DNA-binding transcription factor activity, RNA polymerase II-specific; RNA polymerase II cis-regulatory region sequence-specific DNA binding
Source: RefSeq, a predicted model, not a curated record
CGCCGUAAUCAGCGCACACAACCUUGCCGUAUUUACCCGACAGGCAGGUAUAUUGGGGCGCUGUUGUGGCGGGAGCGGCGUGCCCCUCGGCGACGCCACAAACCCCGCCAUUGAGACAGCGCCACAAAGAAGCGUUUUACCCUCGGGGCGAUAGAGAUUUCCCCGAUUUCCCAGUGAGAGAGAGACGCGCGAGAUCUGGUGAUAGAUAAGUGCGGUGGGUGCGAGGAGGCUGUGUCUGUGGCGUGUGUGGUGUGAUUGUCGGCGAAGAUUGGUGGCCGCGGGGAAGAUGGCUUAUCACGAACAUCACUUGUCGGAUCACCUUGCUGGAGGCGCGCAUUAUGGUCCCAAAACCACAUCAAUAACCCGCCUGUGUGGCCCUUUGUCUCCCCCGGCGACCCGUUAAGUCCUCCCUCAAAACAAGGUUGGCCGCCGAGCAGUCAACACGCAUACAGGCGCAGGAAUGGAGAAAAAAAUCAAUGGGACGCCUUUCCACGACUAUACGGGAGCCAUGAGCCGUCCCGAGCAUGUUCAGAAAAGAGUACAGUGCCGCGUCCAGCCGAGCCUCCGAGGGCCUAGUGUGUGUUGCAGUGACGGUGAUGCGGGACGGUGUGGCGGUGAAACGUCCACUCGUCUGUAUACCAAAUGAAGCGACCGAGGAGUUUUGUAAAGUUGAGAAUCGAGAAGCAGCCGACGACCAUGGCCAGCGAUCCCGCCUCCUCCUCGGCCCCGCCCUCGUCCUCGUCCUCGUCCGUGCCCAGCCUCGGCCAGGGGAAGCACGGCGGCCUGGAUGACGCUGUAUCAAAACUUCUGGAGGGUUACGACUGGACGAUGCUGCCCAUGACGCAGAAGUCCUCGCUCAAGCACCGCGCACACAUCAAGCGGCCCAUGAACGCCUUUAUGGUGUGGGCCCAGGCGGCGAGGCGGCGUCUGGCUGACCAGUACCCGCAGCUGCACAACGCCGAGCUCUCCAAGACGCUGGGCAAAGUGUGGAGGGUUCUGAGCGAGGAGGAGAAGCAGCCCUUUGUGGAGGAAGCGGAGAGGCUGAGAACGCAACAUAAGAGAGAUCACCCGGACUACAAAUAUCAGCCCCGCCGCCGCAAGCCCCCCAAGACCCUCACGAGCCUGAUGGAGGGAGACGCAGGGCCGCCCUCUCUGCCCUACCGCGUGCAAAGCGGCCUGAUGGGUGGGGGCGGCGGCUACUGUGCGGGCGUGGGCAUGGGCGUCACCCUCCCCCCGGCAGCCCACACCCACGCCGCGCCGCCCACACCACCCAAGACCCCGCAGCACCAACUCACUGCUAGCAGAGGCGGGCCGUGUGGAGGGAGUGACGGAGGGCGGAGUGACUGCAGCUUCAAGGCCGCCUCAUCCACCUACCCCCGGGAACCCCACCACCCUCACCACCCCCACCACCCCCAUCACCACCACGCCCAGCUCUUCAGCCAGGGCACAAACAGCACCAGCAGUAGUACCAGCGGCGGCGGCGGCGGCGGGGGAGGCGGAGGCAGCGGCGGCGGCGGCAGCGGGGGCGGGGGCGCCGGGCCGAUCGCGGGGGGCAGUCAGUUCAUGGGAGAGACGAUGGUGGGGGCGCGGAUGGAGGCGGCCAUGGCUCUCCAGGCGGCACGGGGGAACUUUCCUUCGUCCUCCUCCUCCUCCUCCUCUUCCCCCUCCGCCCCCUCAGUCGCCGCCUCCUUCCCCGCCUGCGCCGCCGCUCCAGGUGCCUCCUCCUCCUCCUCGUUCUUCCGCGACGAGUCCAAUAUGGCCGCCUCGCUCAUGAGACCCAGCCUAGGACAGGACUUCUUCCAGGGGCACAUGUUCGGGGGGUCCCAGGGCGCUGUCAACCUGCAGGGCGCCCAGAGCUUCUACCACUACGGGGCUCAGGGCCUGCACCACUACUACAUGACCCCGAGAUAACUCACACUUCCCCGCCGCCACCACCGCCACCUUCACCGCCACCUUCACCUCGACACGAAACUCUGGAUACCUAUACCCCAUUAUUAUUAUGCUGCUGUUGUUACUACUACUACUACUACUACUACUACUACUACUACUACUACUACUACAAAUACUAUCCCCCCCUCUCUCUCUCUCUCUCUCUCUCUCUCUCUCUCCAUAUGUACAGAGUAUAGGAUUAUGAUGUUCUUGCGUGAGCCUUGCGUGAAGCGUGUACAUAACGCGUUUUCCGUGUGUGUGUGUGUGUGUGUGUGUGUGUGUGUGUGUGUGUGUGUGUGUGAGAGAGAGAGAGAGAGAGAGAGAGAGAGAGAGAGAGAGAGAGAGAGAGAGAGAGAGAGAGAGAGAGAGA